UUAGGGGAUUAUUCAACCCGGUUUGUGCUAUCGGGUCACUCAGGGACAAUUUCGCAAAGCCCUAGCCCCUGUCACUUCCCCGGAAGAAAGAAAGCUUGAAGCUCUGUGGUUUGGAAGACAGCGAAGCAACAAUGGAAGGUGGAGGUGCCGGUGCCGUUGGAGACGAAGGAGCGAUCGACAGAGUGGUGGACUCGAAGGACAUGCAGCAGCAGAGCAAAGCCCUCGACAAGCUCACCGACCAUGUAGAAGAUCGCCAGCUCAAUUCCACCCGCGUUCAAGAGGCUAUGGCAUCGAUUGCCGCUGCUAAGGAAGCCGAUUUGAAUGCUAUGCGAAUGAGGGAGAAAGAACUAGCUGCGGUUAAGAUCAAUGCUGCUGAUGUUGACAUUAUAGCAAGUGAACUAGAGUUGGAUAAGAAGGUGGCCGAAAGAACUCUGCGAGAGCACAAAGGUGAUGCUGUAGCUGCCAUCCGACACUUGCUUCGCUAGAAAGCAUUUCAGCUCCAAAAGUCUGAGGAGUUUUUGAAGUUCCAUGUCAGAUUCUCAUCGUGUUGGCUUACCCAUUUUCAUUUACAAAGUGCAGCAUGCUUUCCAGAUAUUAGCUCUUAAGUCUGCAUACAUAGUGCAAUUGCAACUUCUUCGGCCCAUGCGAAUGGACUCAUGAAAGGACGUUAUUUGUAUUUCGUUUGUGAAAUAUUUUAUGUUCCCCAGAUAUGGGAAUUGAAUUGGAUUAACAUCUAACCUAGUGUUCCUUGAAAGAUUGGAAAAUAUUCAGAUUAAACAUCUGAGUGGAAGGCUAAUGUUACUUAAAAAGUUAUCAGGAUUGUGCUAUAA
Molecule: messenger RNA, 830 nt
Organism: Diospyros lotus (date-plum)
Lineage: Eukaryota; Viridiplantae; Streptophyta; Magnoliopsida; Ericales; Ebenaceae
Exons: 4
Coding region: 132-485 (117 amino acids)
Biological process (GO): protein stabilization; negative regulation of apoptotic process
Source: RefSeq, a predicted model, not a curated record